This is a messenger RNA of Ochotona princeps (American pika), 2917 nucleotides long. It is a transcript of the gene FAM20A, whose product is annotated as FAM20A golgi associated secretory pathway pseudokinase. Gene Ontology annotation, molecular function: protein serine/threonine kinase activator activity. NCBI's taxonomy places the organism in Eukaryota, Metazoa, Chordata, Mammalia, Lagomorpha, Ochotonidae. The record is from RefSeq and is a predicted model, not a curated record. The transcript is spliced from 11 exons. Bases 1292 to 2890 code for a protein of 532 amino acids. Gene Ontology annotation, cellular component: Golgi apparatus.
UCAUGGGGUGGACUCCUUUCACACUAAGCAAAAUGCAAGAGGUCAGGGUGGGGCCAGAGGCACCCCUCCCUCCUCCAACGCAAGAAACAUUUCCUCUUUUUAGAGUACAGGCGGAGUUGGAAUGCAGCCCCUUCCAAACAGGAAAUCACCAAGUUUCUAGGGUAAAACUGGUGCCAUUUUUACAAAGGUCAAGUUUCUCACUCACCGGGUCAUUGUUUCCUGUGCACCUACUACGCGCUAGGAACGUGACGCGCGGUUGUUGCAGAUUUAACGCUACCCUGAGGUUUUAAAGAAAGGACGGGCAGGCGUGCGCGUGUACACACACACACACACACACACACACACACAGCAAAGCUCACAGGAGAAAGCUUUUAGGGAACUGCAAUGUCUUUCUUCUAAAACGUAAAAAUGUCACCUCUCCCAGGAGUCCUCCCGGGUGAGUCCCCAGCGGGGAAAGUGGCCUGGGCGCGAAGGGAAGAGAACUGGAGAGGCGGGCGGAGUGAGAAGGUGGAGGGGCAGAGCGGGACUUGGCCGGCAAGCUGCGCCAGAGGCAGGUGCCAGCUGAGAGUGGGCGGAGGUGCGGGCACCAGGCCAGCGGGGGGUGAGGGGGCGGGGAGGGCGCGUUACCUCUGUCUCCAGGAGUGCCGGCGCGCACACAAGCUCGCCAGGAGGCGCCCCCCGGUUUGCCAACUCCCCACUUGCGCCGUCUGUGCCAGCCUGGGGCACGGUCGUCCCCGCCGCCCGCAGAAGGAGCCGCGGGCGCAGCCGCUGCAGCGCCGAGCAGCAGCAUCCGCGGGAGAGACGCCCCAGACUCCGCAGCCGCUCCCCUGUUCCCGGGGGCGAGCGAGCGCCGCGGCCCGCUCUCUGCGCUCCUCCUCGCCUUCGCUCGUGCCCCUCGCCGCGCCGCCACCCGGGUGUUGACAGCCAGCCCCUGCGCCCCUAGCCCUUCACCUGCGGCAGGGACCCGAUCAGGCGAGAGGGCACGGAGGAGAAAAGGCGCGAGACACGAGCACCCGGGAGACCUGGUCGCCUCGUCGCCUCUAGGCGCGGAGAAGCGAGCGACGCCCGCCAACACCGGGUGCCCAAGUUCAGGGGUGACACUCUCAAAAGGAAGGCUUUACCACUAGGUGAGCAUUCCGGUCCUGCUGAACCCGAUUGACCCACGGGGACUCCAGGUGACUCCAGUGCCUGCGCCCCAGCGCCCACCCGGGUCCCCGGAGACCGCCCGCUCGCCUCCGGCGCCGACCUCGGCCCGCGCGCCUGGCUGCCCCGCGCCCGCCCGGGCUGGGCCAUGCCGGGGCUGCGCCGGGACCGCCUGCUGACUCUGCUGCUGCUGGGCGCUCUGCUCUCGGCCGACCUCUACUUCCACCUCUGGCCCCAGGUGCAGCGUCAGCUGCGGUCGCGAGAACACCCGCCCGUCUGCCCGUGCGCCGCCAGCCGCGCCUCCUUCCCGCCGGGGGAUUCGGCCGCAGCCUCCUCGGACCCUGGCAAGGGCGCGCACAACUUUUCCCAAGCCGGGCCCAAGGCUGAGCCCGAGGGCGGCGGCCGCGGCUUCUCGGACUCCAAACUGCAGGCCCUUUUCGCCCACCCUCUGUACAACGUCCCGGAGGAGCCCUCUCUCCUGGGGCCCGAAGACUUGCUGGUGGCCAGCCAGGAGGCGCUGCGGUAUUACCGGAGGAAGGUGGCCCGCUGGAACAGACGACACAAGAUAUACAGGGAGCAGAUGAACCUCACCUCGUCCGAGCCCCCGCUGCAGCUGCGACUCGAGGCCAGCUGGGUCCAAUUCCACCUGGGCAUCAACAGCCGCGGGCUCUACUCUCCAUCCAGUCGUGUGGUCAGCGACCUCCUACACGACAUGAGGCACUUCCCCACCAUCAGCGCCGAUUACAGUCAGGAUGAGAAAGCCUUGCUGGGGGCCUGUGACUGCACCCAAAUUGUGAAACCCAGUGGGGUCCACCUCAAGCUGGUGCUGCGGUUCUCGGACUUUGGGAAGGCCAUGUUCAAACCCAUGAGACAGCAGCGAGAUGAAGAGACGCCCGCAGACUUCUUCUAUUUCAUUGACUUUCAGAGACACAACGCCGAGAUUGCAGCGUUCCACCUAGACAGGAUCCUGGACUUCCGGCGAGUACCACCAACUGUGGGGAGGCUGGUCAAUGUCACCAAGGAAAUACUAGAGGUGACCAAGAAUGAGAUUCUGCAGAGUGUAUUCUUCGUCUCUCCAGCCAGCAACGUGUGCUUCUUCGCCAAGUGUCCGUACAUGUGCAAGACCGAGUACGCCGUCUGUGGCAACCCGCACCUGCUGGAGGGCUCCCUCUCUGCCUUCCUGCCGUCCCUCAACCUGGCCCCCAGGCUGUCUGUACCCAACCCCUGGAUCCGCUCCUACACGCUGGCAGGAAAAGAGGAGUGGGAGCUCAACCCUCGCUACUGUGACACAGUGAAGCAGAUCUACCCCUACAACGGCAGCAGGCGGCUGCUCAACAUCAUCGACAUGGCCAUCUUCGACUUCCUGAUAGGCAAUAUGGAUCGCCACCAUUAUGAGAUGUUCACCAAAUUCGGGGACGAUGGCUUCCUUAUUCACCUUGACAAUGCCAGAGGGUUUGGCCGACACUCCCACGAUGAGCUGUCCAUCCUCGCGCCUCUCUCCCAGUGCUGCAUGAUAAAGAGGAAAACACUUCUGCACCUGCAGCUGCUUGCCCAGGCCGACUACAGACUCAGUGACGUCAUGCGAGAGUCGCUGCUAGACGACCAGCUUGCCCCCAUCCUCACAGAACCCCACCUGCUCGCCCUGGACCGCAGACUCCAAACCAUCCUAAAGACAGUGGAGCAGUGUGUCGAGGCCCAUGGAGAGCAGAAUGUCAUAGCCGACAGCCCAGCCGAACAAUCAGCCUGAGGCUCUGGCCAGGCAAAUUUGGCAAGC